Molecule: messenger RNA, 552 nt
Organism: Musa acuminata AAA Group (dessert banana)
Lineage: Eukaryota; Viridiplantae; Streptophyta; Magnoliopsida; Zingiberales; Musaceae
Product: small polypeptide DEVIL 17-like
Exons: 2
Coding region: 107-289 (60 amino acids)
Biological process (GO): negative regulation of cell population proliferation
Source: RefSeq, a predicted model, not a curated record
UAUCAGUAAUAACGAGAAGACGACUUCUCCCCCAAGGCGAAAAGCCAGGGGAACAGAGGCGAGACGAGCGCUUCCCUCCUGCGUGCGCUCGCUCUGUCGUCGUCGUAUGGGCCAGUGCGCAUCGAGGAGGGCGAGGCGGGCACGCGGCAGACGGUGGCGAGAAGAUGAGGACGCGGCGUCGGACAAGGUCGGUUGCCUCGCGGUGGCGAAGGAGAAGCGGUCCAGGUUCUACAUCCUGCGGCGGUGCGUGGUGAUGCUUCUCUGCUGGCACAAGUACGGCAAGUGCUGAACCCCAUCCUGACGGCGCCAUGUUCCCUCGUUUCUUCACGCUUCCCUCAUCUGCAGGUGGCCUUCUUGAGUCCGAAGAGAAGCAACGAAGUUGGACUAAAUGGAUGGAAACAGAGAUGCCUCAUGAAGUCAAGCCUGGUGGAAAGGAAACAAGACCAGGAGACUUGUGACAAAAAUUGAUGCUCAAGUUUAGGUCAUGGAAUUUGAGGUUCGUCAUACAGUGAAAACCAAACAUUAACCCUGUGAAAGUAAUUGUUUUAGCAA